This is a messenger RNA of Lingula anatina, 1561 nucleotides long. RefSeq lists its product as uncharacterized. NCBI's taxonomy places the organism in Eukaryota, Metazoa, Brachiopoda, Lingulata, Lingulida, Lingulidae. The record is from RefSeq and is a predicted model, not a curated record.
GAAGCUUGUGUUUUUAAUGUGUGUAUAUACAUAUAUGAUGGUUUGUAUUCUAUCAGUUGGUUUUUGAAUACUAAGCUGUUCACGAGUUGAAUGCCGAAGUACGAGUGCUACGUGUACAGUAUAAGUUGAUUUACAAGUCUCAGUCGGGGAUUAUAUUAGUUUCAAAUAACAAUAUGUUAAAUGUAAAGCUCUGAUGAGAAAUUUGGACGUUGAUACUUCUUACUAUCGUGUGCUAAUAUUCUCUCACAACUGACGAAUAAAGGAGUCACAAAAUCACACCAGCGUUCUACCAGAUUUGCCGGAUGUCUAACUAGUUACAUCUGAACGGAUUUUACGGGACAUACAUGUAAAUGUCGUGACACAUGAAUCAAAAAUAUUCCUACAGAGGCAUUCAUGAUAUUUAUGUCCUCGGUCCAAAUAUUGACAGUCAGUCAAAGCAGUAGCACCGGGGCGAAAGAGUGCGUGUGCAGUUAAGUCAACGGAAGCAGACCCAGAGAUGGACACCGAUGAAGAAAAACUUAUCAUCGGUAUCGGAGCCGCAUUGCUUGUAUUGACAGUCAUUGGAAUAGUUUUACUCAUUAGUUGCGUGUGUGCAAAAAGAUUCCAGGGGAAGAUAAACUUAGCUCUGAUCCCAGGAUACAGCAGACGAUCAGCGAGGCUGGUUAAGGAAAUAAAGUUAUAUCACAGGGAGAGCAGACGGGCACCUAGCAGACGUCCUAACAAUCCCAUAGAUGUCGCUGGGCAAGUCGGACAAGAUGAGACUGACGUAACAACAAGUAAUUAUGGCCCUAUGUCGCUUGAAAAUCAAAAUGGAUCGAGUUUUUCAGCUGUUGAUUUUGCAAACACAAAUAUGGUGUUUCAGACUAAUUCGCGCGGCUCCAUUGCUCUUGUAGACUUCACAAACCCUAUUUACAAUGCAUUCGAAUCACCAGAUGUUGAUAACCCCUCCUCUGUCGUGGAUGCCCAAGAUGGCGUGGAUUUCGACCCACUGUAUGAUUAUCCACAAAAUUCGUUUAUGCCCGUUGAAGAUUUACCGCUUCCACCCUAUCCAGCGUCAGACAAACCACCAUCGGAUUAUGACAAUGAUCCCCUUUACAGCCUUGCGGGUGACUUCAUAUCGCUCCAGGAGGAAUCGCUGGAAUGUGACGUCACGCCGGACUAUGACGUAAGCACGUCGCCAGAAAAUGGUGAUAGGUGUGUUCUUUACGACUAUCCUGCGGCUUGUCUCGUUCGUGAGAGUGAAAGUGAGAGUGAUGACCAAAGCGAGAGUGACACACCAGAUUACACGUCAAGUCCUGUGAUUUUAGGUGAAAUUGGAGAAAAUUACAUAUAAAUAUCUCCAUCGCAGAAAAACUUACUAGGCCUACACGUUUAAUUUUUUGUGCAGAGAGUCAGAUGGCUGUGUAUGCCAGAUGCAGUUCAUGUUGAACUGGUGUAGUAUACUAUGACGAUUCAUUAAAUAAUUAAUUAAAAUGUUGAUAAGUAGACAUUAAAAUCUGAUGUGGGUACGACGAUCUACAUGAAUCUACCCUAUAAAUUUCUUUUCCGACAAAUUUCACAU